AUGGGCCAACUUCCGUGCUUCGAUGGACGCUCACCUGAUCCCAAAGUGUGGUUAAGCCAAGCUACGAGGGCGUUGAGGUGCUUCCCCAUGAACGCAACCGACGAGCAGAAGCUGGAUUGUCUCCUCAUGCACCUCACUGACUCCGCCUACAUGUGGGCGGAGAGCAAGGAGUUCAAGACGGUGGCAGGCUUUGAUAAGGCGUUCAAGGAGCGGUUCGAUUCUCCCUGGGCUGGGGGGAUAGGAGGAGGAGGAGGAGGAGGAGGAGGAGGAGGAGGAGGAGGAGGAGGAGGAGGAGGAGGAGGAGGAGGAGGAGGAGGAUUCAAGUGUUACCAUUGUGGGAAGGAGGGACAUAUGGGAAGAGAGUGUCCUCAAAAGGGGAGGCUAGCUAUGAAUGUGAUGCAGCAGAUCUUGGAGAAAUACAAUCCCACCAUGACCAUAGCGGAGUUCUUGAGUGGGGAGGAAGGAGGAGUGACUCUUAAGAUCAAGCGCCACUCACCACAUCCCUCUUCUCCUUUGUUUGGUCCAGGUCCCCCUUAUUCUCUUAAGUCCCCUGCUCUUCCCUCCACCCCUUCCUCCAUGCUCUCCUGCACUCACUCACCUUCCCCCACACAUCCCAACCCACCCCCGCAUUCACCUGGAGUGGCGCUGAUUGAGGAGGGAAGAGCAGUCCGACCCACAAUGUCCGCCCAUUAUCCCCUCCCUUCCCCACCUCCACUCCUUGCAUUUCUCGUAGUGAGUGCGUUACCUGGUGACGCCUGCCUGUGUGGUACCAGCACGGGCAGGGAGGGCAUUGCUGCUGCAGCAGCAUGCUUUUCCCACCAUACCUACACACGCUCCUCUCUGCAGACCCGCACACGCUUCUCCUAUCAUCCGCUCACCUCACAUGGCGUUGACAUGUGGCGAGUCCCAGCCAUGGGGCACAAUCCCUCUAGUAGUACCCCCGCACCCUCUCCCUUCUUCCCCUCCCAGUCCCCUCCCCCCUCUCUCCACCCCCCAGUCUUCCUACCACCACACCUCGCAUGGCGAUGA
Closterium sp. NIES-65 is the source of this 1029-nucleotide messenger RNA. Lineage: Eukaryota; Viridiplantae; Streptophyta; Zygnematophyceae; Desmidiales; Closteriaceae. The record is from the annotation of a GenBank genome assembly.